Molecule: messenger RNA, 760 nt
Organism: Thlaspi arvense
Lineage: Eukaryota; Viridiplantae; Streptophyta; Magnoliopsida; Brassicales; Brassicaceae
Source: the annotation of a GenBank genome assembly
UUUUUUGCCAAUAAUGGAUUCCGAUUCAUGGAGUGAUCGUCUCGCUUCAGCUACGAGAAGAUACCAGCUCGCUUUUCAAUCCCGAUCUGAUACGUCCUUAGGGUUUGAAAAGGUAGAUGGAGAAGAAGAGCUCAGGGAAGAGUUUGCUUGCCCUUUCUGUUCUGACUACUUUGACAUCGUGUCUCUCUGCAUCCACAUAGAUGAAGAUCAUCCUAUGGAAGCCAGAAAUGGGGUAUGUCCGGUUUGUGCGCUUAGGGUGGGUGUUGACAUGAUUGCUCAUAUAACCCUUCAGCACGCAAAUAUAUUCAAGAUAUCCUUUUUUUUGUUCCCACAUCUGCCAAGUCUUAUAUGCCGAUCAAUUUUCUCUGCUACCUUAACGAGACAUUACAUGCAGCGCAAGAGAAAAUCAAGAAGAGCCGGGUCACAUUCCACGUUGUCCAUCUUGAGGAGAGAGUUUCCUGAUGGAAACUUUCAGAGCCUCUUUAACGGAUCUUCGUGUAUAGUAUCUUCUUCCUCGCCAUCCAAUGUAGCGGCUGACCCAUUGUUGUCGUCCUUCAUCUCACCUAUUGCUGAUGGGUUCUUCACAUCCGAGUCUUGUAUAUCUGCAGAAACCGGUCCUGUGAAGAAAACAUCAGUUCAGAGUGUACCGGAAAGGAAUGCAAAAAAAGCAUCUGUUUCAGUUGAGGAUCAUAAGCAGAAGGAGAAGCGGAGCGAGUUUGUUCGUGAGCUACUGAGCUCUACGAUUCUUGAUGACGGCUUA